CUAGCACCAAUCGCUUCCAUAUGAAACACCCCGUUUCUUUGUUUACAAACCACCUGUCUCGAGGAGAAGAGUCCCAACACACCGACUGACGGCUCCGUACACCUGCGCAGCCGUGCAAAGCAGAAGCACAAACAGACGGCAGCCUUUAAAUUGUCUGCCUCUUUGCUGGUGUCGCCUUCACUCUCUUCAUUGUCGCCAGCGGUCACCAGCAGCACCAUGGAUCUGGCUUGUCAGGAUGCUGUGGUUAAGGGAGGCGUGCUGAUCGCUCAUCACAUCCGCGAGGGAAAGCACCAGUACGAAGUGGAAAAUGUCAGGUUCAAAAAAGCGAGUGAAAAAGCGUUUGUCAGGAGAGGAGACAAACUGAUGCAAUUAAAUGGCAAAGACCUGCAGGAUGUCACACCUGAAGAGCUGGCGGAGUCGCUGGCUAAAGAUAAUCCGAUGCUGACAGUCCACAAGGCCUGCAAGAAGAAGAAGCCCACGGAGCAGUUCUUCUCCGCUGAGGACACUUUACAACCCUUCUCCAAGGAGUCCACGGUGCUCAGUUUCAGCAUGGAGAUGAGGAGGAUGGAGGACCUGGAGCGGAGUGAAGCGGGGCAGGAGGGGGGCGGAGAGGAGGGUGUUUGCCAACCUGAAAGGGAGGAGCGUGGAGGCGCUGGAGAUGUGCUCAUCAUAUCCAUGACGAAAACCACCAUCUCCGUGGUGAGCGGGAGGGGCUGCGACAGCGACAGCCCCUGUGAGGGGUGUCACGAGGCGGGGUGCACCUUCAACGACGUCGUGAUGGUGUCACAGUCCAGCCAGGUGGUGCUUGUUUCAAGAGGAGGUGGAAGCUUCAGUCACAUAAAGUCGUUGGACACUCCAAUCGAACAUUUGGCUACUCAUCAAUACCUUAGAGGUCUCUGCUCAGAGAACACCAUCUAUGCGUCACCGAACCCAGAGGAGAUGACCAUCUACUUCUACAAGUCUACCAGUUUCUCCUCCUUCAGAGGACAGCCAGUGGUACUAAACUUUAGCAAGUCCAACUGCUUCCUCAGGUGCUGCAAGGAAGGCGAAAGGGUGUUCUUACAAGUUGAGACUUGCGAGAAGCAGAAGCUGAAGAAGAUCUCCAAGAACGACGAGGGCGCCCUCUCCUUCGUCUUCUACAUGAAGACCGACGGGACCAAAGAGCGGACGUUUGAGUCGGCGCUGCACGCCGACUGGUUCAUCAAAAUAGAUACCACCUUCGCUAACUCAGUGGGGAUGGCAAACCUGGAUGGAAGGAAGGGGGACGAAUCGUUCUUCUUUGUCAUACAGACUUGAGGGAGACUAAAUCUUUUCAGACGUAUUGUCAUUCAAAUUCACAUGCAGAUUUUCUUUGGGACUUGAUUUUAAAGAAAAGAAAAACAUGAGAGGAGCUUGACCCACGUUGGGCAGUGAUAGAAAUCCUACGUCACUGCGUCAAAUUCUGCUAUUGCAGAAGUGCGUAGAUAUGUAUCAUACAACUAUAUCUAAAUGUCUGUUUAUGUAAUCCUGCAAUCAGUAACGUUUCCUUUUAAGCAUAUUGUUGUUAAUAAUUUCUCAGGUGAUUUUAUAAAACAAUUAAAUAUUCAAAAUAAAAGUGAGUGAACUGA
Gasterosteus aculeatus aculeatus (three-spined stickleback) is the source of this 1607-nucleotide messenger RNA. RefSeq lists its product as uncharacterized. NCBI's taxonomy places the organism in Eukaryota, Metazoa, Chordata, Actinopteri, Perciformes, Gasterosteidae. The record is from RefSeq and is a predicted model, not a curated record. Gene Ontology annotation, biological process: immune response; cytokine-mediated signaling pathway; positive regulation of gene expression. Gene Ontology annotation, molecular function: cytokine activity.